This is a messenger RNA of Boleophthalmus pectinirostris (great blue-spotted mudskipper), 3007 nucleotides long. RefSeq names its product E3 ubiquitin-protein ligase TRIM39-like. The transcript is spliced from 8 exons. Lineage: Eukaryota; Metazoa; Chordata; Actinopteri; Gobiiformes; Gobiidae. The record is from RefSeq and is a predicted model, not a curated record. Gene Ontology annotation, molecular function: zinc ion binding; protein binding. Bases 55 to 1767 code for a protein of 570 amino acids.
GCGCAAAGUACAUGAACACAGCUACUACUACUACUACUGCUUCUGGAUAAAAAUAUGUCAACCGUGCGGUCUCCAGGGAGUAAGAUGCUCUCGGAGGAUCAGUUCACCUGCUCCAUCUGUCUGGAGAUCUUUGUGGAGCCUGUGUCCACUCCGUGUGGACACAGCUUCUGCAAGGCCUGUCUGCAGGGCUACUGGAACCACAGCAAGAAGUUCCUCUGCCCCAUGUGCAAGAAGAGCUACUCCAAGAAGCCAGAGAUGAGCGUCAACCGCGUUCUGGCCGAGAUCUCCAGCCAGUUCCAGGGGCUGAUGCUGGCCGAGACGUCCAUGGGAGGGGCCUCGAAGUUGAGCACGUUGAACCACAGCCACGGCCCUGUUCCUGCUUCUCCGGGGCCCAGUCAGGACAGUGGAGAGUUCGCGGGGCCCGGGGACAUUCAUUGUGACUCGUGUAUAGGGAGGAAGCUGAAGGCGGUCAAGUCCUGCAUCAACUGUCCUGGGUCAUUCUGUGAGGAUCAUCUGAGACAUCACAAGAAGGUGAAGACCCUGAUGUCUCACCGCCUGAUCGAGCCGACCUUUAACCUGGAGGAUAAGAUCUGUAAGAAACACGAGCGUUUGAUGGACGUCUACUGUCGCACGGAUCACGCCUGCAUUUGCUCCGUGUGCGCCGAGGCCACGCACAAGUCUCACGAGAUCGUCUCCACCGACCACGAGUACAAGAAGAAAAUGACUCACAUUGGAAAGAAGAGAUCGGAGUUAAAACAUCUGAUCAAAGAACGCACCAAAAAACUGGAUGAGAUUAAACAGUCCAUCAAAGUCAUCAAGGCCAGUGCUCAGAAGGAGCUGGAGGAGAGCUGGGCGGUGUAUGCGGAGCUGCAGAGGCUGGUGGAGCAGAGCCAGGCGGAGCUGGUGGAGCUGAUCGCGUCCAGGCAGCGAGGGGCUGAAAGACAUGCACAAGAACUGGCCCGAGGACUGGAGAACGAGCUGAGCCAGCUGAGGAGGAGGAGCAGUGAGCUGGACGCCUUCGCCCAGACCCAGGACAAAGUCAUGUUUCUGCAGCACCUGUCGACCCUGUCUCCCCUGCCGGAGCCCUUUGAUUGGUCGGCGGUCUCCAUAAACACAGACCUGUACUUGGGCACCAUCCGCGCCUCUGUCAGCGGCCUCGUCGACAAGUGCAACGAGGAGCUCAAGAAACUCUAUGGAAAAGAACUACGCAAGCUGCAGAACUAUGCCAGUGAAGUUUUCCUGGACCCCUCCACAGCGCAGAAGAACCUGGUGGUUUCUGAAGACGGCCGCCAGGUGAAGUACGACGAGCACAAGACGUCGCACACGGACAUGCCCAAGCGCUUUAGCCCCGCCCUCUUCGUGCUGGGGAGGGAGGGGCUAAGCUCAGGUCGCCACUACUGGGAGGUGGACGUGUCCAGGAAAGACGCGUGGACCAUGGGCGUCGCUCGCGCUUCCGCUCGCCGCAAAGGAGACAUCAAGCUGAGCCCUGAGGGGGGGUACUGGUGUCUGUGGCUGAAGAACGGAGAAGUGAAGGCCCUGGCAAACCCGCGCCUGCUGCUUCACCUGCCGACCACACCAGUCAAAGUGGGCGUUUACCUGGACUACGAGGGAGGACAGGUGUCGUUCUAUGACGUGAAGGCGCGCUUGCAUCUCUACACCUUCACAGAUACUUUCAGUGAGAGUCUGUACCCCAUAUUCAGCCCCUGUCUCAGUCAUGAAGGGAAGAACUCUGCGCCCCUCGUCAUAACUAACAUCAAACACACCUAAGGGUCAAGUUAGGAUUGAAAAGAAAAAGUUACCAAACAGAUAAUCAGUCAAUCAUGCUAAAAAAAAAAGUGUUCUGAGCAGAGACAGCGCCAGAUAUUUUUGGUUGGAGGAGCUUUGUGGAUGUUAAUGUGAUAAUUUAGAGCCUUUUAUAGAUGUGAGCACACCCCCCCCCACCCUUCCCAUGUUUCUUUUACUGUUUUAAACUUAUUUAAAUGUAGUUAGCCCCUGAAGUGAUUUAUUAAACUUAAUAUGGAAUUAUUGUUUUAUUGCAGACUCAUUUCAAACACUGUAGUUGCAAUUUUAACAUUUUGAAUCGAGAUUGGUGCUGCCCCUGGUGCUGAGGAAAGUCAAAUAGACCAAAACCACAAUUAUUUUACCAUUUAUUUCAGCAGUACCAUGUUUUAAUGGUGUCCCCCCAUCAUUUGUUUGAUUCCUGCUUGAGUAACUCUGUAUCGUUCUGCAUUUGAGGCUCAGAAAAUUCCUUACUUCACCUCCCACCUGUCCCCGCCCACCUUCUCUGUUCUUCCUUGCAGUUCAAAAGUUUUGACCAGGAAAUGAAGGAACACCUUUAGAUUAUUAUUCUGUUUUAGAUGAAUAAGAUACAAUGUAAAAUAACAUUAAGCAUAUGUUGUAGUUUAAUGUAAAUAAAUAUGCCAGAGUUUGCCAUAGUGUUAGUUUUGUCUGUAGCGCCUAUGACCUGAGUACACUGUUGUUGUGUCCUCAGGCAAGACACUUUCCCACUUUGCCUGUGUAUGAAUAUUUUUGAAGUGAGUGUCUGGCAGUGUUCAGAGAAGCCGUUAGCACAGACUGGCCAUGGUGCACCUUUAACUCUUCAAAGCCCAUGACUAAGAGCUAAUGCUAAAGCUGCAGGCACCAUGUUUACACAGCGAGGCUCUGGCUGGUGGUUUUGUUCGGUCACAAAAAGAACUUGGACAAUGUACGAGAAGAUAAAAAUAACUGAAGACAAGUUUGAAGGAUCACGUUUCACCUCGACCAAAACACACAUGGGGUAUUUUUUAAAACCAAAACCAAAACUGCUGCCAAAACAAUGAAGAGAACAUAUUUUACAAUUAAAAGUUGAAUAUAUGUAAUGUAAAUAUAUAUGUAUUUGUAUUUAAAUGUUGUAUUAUUUUACCGGAUAGAUCUGCCUUUUUAAGAACUGAAUAUAUUUUCGGUGGAGGUUUUUUUGUCUGCUUUCUGUCCUUUGAUACAACAAAGCAGACUGUAAUGUAUUUUUUAU